Molecule: messenger RNA, 5079 nt
Organism: Oncorhynchus kisutch (coho salmon)
Lineage: Eukaryota; Metazoa; Chordata; Actinopteri; Salmoniformes; Salmonidae
Product: ras and EF-hand domain-containing protein
Exons: 17
Coding region: 2649-4658 (669 amino acids)
Molecular function (GO): GTPase activity; GTP binding; calcium ion binding
Source: RefSeq, a predicted model, not a curated record
GUUUAUUUAAGCUUAUUCUAGAUAUUGAAUUUUGUACAAGGGACAAUUUUUAAAAAAUGACAAAGUAGCUGUGCAAAAAGCAUACUGCUAAAGGACUGCCAUGUUGGCUGAUUGUAUAUAAUGUACAUUUGUAUUGUAUUGGAGAAGACUGGUGAAAGUUGUAUCAUUGUGGUGAAAGUGCAGAACCAGCAAACACCUUGAGAAUGCGUUGUUUUUGCACAGAAUGUUGGAAAUACUUAGUUUGGGAUACAAAUUAGGAUUUUGUUGAAUUAUGUAUUAAGUUUUCAAUUGAUUUUUUCAUGCCUUUUAAGCAAAGUUAAAGAAUCGAGUUGUACAUCUUGGGAUACUAAAUGUGUUCUCCUGUCCUUGUGACAUGAAUUAAUCACAUGGAUAACCUGGUAGCAGCAGCAGCAUCACCUGCAUGAUAUGUAAGACAGAAUAGACUGUAGGACUCUACUGGGCAUGCCCAACAAUACAAUUACAACACUUAGAGUGAAUUCCUUUAGAUUAUGGCCAGUAUCAGUACAACAACUCUGUUAGAAUGGCUUCAACUUCAGUCACAAUGUAUUUCUGUGUUGACACUAUUGCAAACCCUUGUAUAUGGAAUUAUAGUCUCAACCUGUACAGAAAUCCCAAGGUCUGCACAACACUUGUGAACUCCAUCAGGGUUUCAAUGACUCCAAUUGUAACAAAGAUGAGAGGAGAAGAAGUUGAAACAUUGUCUUGACAACUGAACAUUUCAUGAUUAUUUUUUAUUUUGUGACAAAGAUUGCAAGUGAAGAAAUGACAGCUUGGAUCAGAUGAGUAAAGUUAUCUAAACUCAAUAAUACAUUAGCCGAAUGUAGAACAAAAUCAGCCUGAAUAUCUAGCAUAAUAGGUUCAGACAUGCAGCAUACAAAUCUCUUGUUUGAUCACUGCUCCAAAUGAAUAUAUACUUACAUAAGAUUUGAGACUGCUGUUAUACGCUUCUACUGAGUUGCAGUAAGGCACCUCUGUUAGUUGAAGAACCACUUCAGCCAAGCCUUCUAAUUGUGACAGUGUAACAAGUUUCUCUGACUCAUGUCAACAUGUCUUGUAAGUUUGUAUGUUAAAAUGCUUUGUAAAUUGAGCUGCCAAUGUAAAAAGCUCUUGUGAACUGUAUUUUUUUAUAUUAUACAUCACUACUGUUUCAGUUGUUUUUAUUGUUCUGUACAUAAAAGCACUUUAUUUACUUUUUUUUUUAAUAAAGAUAAAUGGAUACAAUUAGUUUCCUAUAUGGUUCAUGAACUCUAUAGUUGUAAUGCCACAUGAAAUUAGAGAAUAACCUCAAUUUAGACAGGAUCCAGGACACAAGUUGCGCUUGUCACAUUGCUGCACUUGAUUAUGAGGCAAUACACCAAUCAAACAAAUGUUGAAAAUCUGUCUUUAUCAUAAAGGUUCAGUCAUUGCUAAAUGGAUCCAAAUACUGUAUUGGUGUAAGAAGUAGUUCCAGACUUGCCUGAUUCUGCUCUUACACUGCCACUGUGUGGCCACAAUAUUAUCAACAACUUUCAGAAGAUUUAUUGUAAUGUAAAAAGGGAUUUCUGUCAUUACAGUAAGGAAUGUUGUUAUUGGUAUGUUCUUUAAAAGCAGUAUAUGUGAGCCAUUUUUAUCCCCUCUGUUCUUUGAUUAGUAAAAUGUUAACAGUGACUGUGUCUUCUGUCAACACAUUAGUCACAUUAAGGUGGAGCACAGCGUUUGCUGACGCAUUCCACCAGACUCAAAUAAAAACAUGCAAAGAACAGCGCGGAAAGUUCCUGUUGAACUUGUUCAGUCUUUUUUUAUGGGGGCUUAAUUCUUGCAUUAUCAUGUAAAACAAAUAAGCUAAUAGUGUAGUUCUGUGUUUUUUUAGUAGUGGUGUUUCUGUCACAGUAGUAAAAAUAAGUAUGGCUAGGGAUAUCACAUGGUAGGGUGGAGUUAAUUACUGAGUAUGCCUACAGUGUAACAAUGGCAGGCAGGCAGGCAAGUAUUCUUGAUAAAGAGUGCAGUCCACACCUGAAAGGAAAAUAGUCUACUUUGGUGUCAUAGGUAGAAUCCUUGCCACAUCCUAGCAAUGAAUAUACAAUUAUUCUCCACCCCUGUGCAAAUACAUCAUAUACUAUUUUAAAAUAUUGUUGAGAUACAUUUCAUUUAAAUAUUUUAUUAUGAGUGUUUUAUACAUGUAAAUUGUGUAUUUUGUUUAAACUUUAUUUGUGAUACCUACAUCCACUCAAUAAAAAAUAAAGUAUGUGAGUUGCAUGACAACGUGUACAAACACUGACAUUUUUAACAACAGUUAAAAAAAAAAUAUAGCCAAGUACAGGUGACGCACAUUCUCAGUCUGAUGUCUUGGCCCCAGCGCUGUCACGCCCAUUUCAGGCAGGCUAAGCCAAUCAGUGGCUUUUUGAUUGUACAGCAAGUCUCCCGGUGAAUAUAGUUAUCAUUCGCGUGGGAAAAGUAUUACUGCCUUCAUCACUUCAUACUGACGGGCUAAAAUUCUGAUCACUGGUGCGGGAUAAGGUUACACAAAUAAAGGUGGGGAUAAAAUGGUCACGUAUUGCACCUGUUGCUAGCCUAUCUUUUUUAUUUUACACAAGGGUUUAUUUCCCAAGGCGGACUUCAUGUAACUUUUAAACUCGAAAUACGAAGUCAUGGACAAACCCAGCCUCCAGAGACUGUUUUCAGCGUGUGACAUUAAUAAAUCUGGUGUGAUUGAAUACGAAGACUUUACAGUUGUUUGUCGAGAGCUGAAUGUACCUGAAGACGAAAUCAAAACUUUAUUCAACAAAUUCGGCGCUAGUGAAGAUGGAUGUAUUAAUUACAGCAAUUUUUCAUCACGGUUUCAAGAGGUUUCAGAAACAUUGGAUUUGGCCUCUUUUGGAGCGUCUCCUCAAAGUCAAGGGAGUCCCUGGGAAGAGUUCCAGAGCAGGAUGGACGAUGCAACCGGUCUCCUCUCAGGAAGACUGCGGGAUCAGUUGGCUGAACUUCACCAAGCCAUGUACAUCUCAGAACCUUUGUUGUUGCAACAAUAUGAGGGACUUGUCGAUGCUCUUGUCAGUGAAAGCAAGGACCACAGGCUUGAGAGUGAGCAGCUGGAAACCAGUUUGAGAAGAACAGAGGAGCUGAACACCAGUCAGUUGACAGAGCUGGAGGAGGACAUGCAGCAGCAGUUUGCCUGUGUAGAGGUCAGGGUGAGAGAAGAGGAGCAUAAGAGAAUGGAGGGAGUCAUGGCGGCACUCCAGAGAAGGCAUGAGAAUGAGGUGGCAGACCUGCAUACUGUAAUGGACAGGUUGUUAAAGUCCCAAGGGGAAUCUGAACUCAACAGUUCCAGGCAGGAUGUUGACAAACUACAGAACCAAAUAAGUGAACUGACUCAGGAAAAGGAGCAGUUACGGACUUCUCUCUUCAAAGCGCAGACAAACGUCUCCAUUCUGCAGGUAGAGAUGGACAAGCUGAAGAACAUGUAUGCAGACCAGAAACUUCAGCAUGAGAGAGAAAGUGAUGAACUGAAAAAGAUGGUUAUUGAAUACCAGUCUUACUCCAGUCACAUUGAAAUUCUCCAGGCCAUGAACAAAAAGCUGUAUGACAGCAAUGAUGGCUUGCGCUCUGCCUUAGUCAACGAUGUGGCAUCAAGUAAAAGGAGGCUAUCCCCCAACAAUGAAAUCCCAGCUCGAAGAAUGAAGCCAGUUCGACAAAGCACGCUUAUAAAUUCAGAGGGAGCGCACACAACUGUAGGAUCCAGUAAAACGACCAACUCCCAUGUAGCCAGCUGGGCUGAUACAUACCCAGACAGUGGUGUGUCCCUGCCUAUGGACACUACUGAAAGCUCAGGCAGCGAGUCUGACAGUGAUGACUCUACAGAAACAGUACACCACAGUUAUUCAUUUGUGCCCUCAGACAUUGAGAUAUCAGAUGUGAAAUUGGAAGCAAGUCAGGCAAUACUGUCUGUAGCUCCCAGCAAAGCUAGUUCCAUUGCGUCAUCCAUCCGGAGACGCUUGUCUGCUUUCCCAAUGAAGCAAACAGAAGCAGACCUUGUUGACACUGGUGGCCCUGAGUGCCCUGGUCCCAUGUACCGGUUAGUUUUGGCGGGAGAUGCAGGAUCAGGGAAGUCCAGCUUUCUAUUGCGGUUGAGUCUCAAUGAGUUCAGGGGAGAUAUUCAGACGACGUUGGGAGUUGAUUUCCAAAUCAAGAAGAUGUUGGUGGAUGGAGAAAAAACAAACCUCCAGAUAUGGGAUACUGCUGGACAAGAGAGGUUCCGCAGUAUUGCCAGGUCUUAUUUCCGUAAAGCCCAUGGAGUCUUACUGCUGUAUGAUGUCACUUCUGAAAGCAGCUUCCUUAAUGUCAGAGAGUGGAUGGACCAGAUUCAGGAAUCCACAGAUGAGCAACUCCCAAUGUGUGUGAUUGGGAAUAAAGUGGACCUGCGGGAAGAUCGACCAGAGGGAAGCUGUGUCAGCACUGUUGAUGGGGAAAGGCUGGCAAGGACAUACAAUGCCCUGUUCUGUGAAACUAGUGCUAAAGAGGGAACCAAUAUAGUGGAGGCAGUACUUCAUCUGGCAAGAGAAGUUAAGAAAAAUGUGAAACUGAGGCGGCAAUCAGAGUCACAGGUGAAGUUGAGUUUAAGCAGUUCAAAGAAAGCUCUGACCAACUGCUGCAGAGUAUAACCAUGGAGGCCCAUCACUUCACCCUAUGGAAUGCAUCUAACUGGAGACAAUUAACACCACAGCUUUUGUCAUUGAGAACUUGUCAUGCAGAGCUGUUUUGUGUAACAAAUCUCCUGAGAUUACUGUAGAUAUGUCUAAAUCAUAUUUUAAAUUUAAUCAAAGUAAUGGCACAUAACUGACCUGGAGCAUGUAGAUCUCCAGAGAUGUUUAAUGAAUGUAUUUGAAUGGGACGUGUACGGCUCCUAAAUAGUUUGCAUGUAUCCGUUGUACACAUCAGGAAUUUACUGUAUUCAGAAAGGCUCAGUUGAAACUACAAUGCUAAUGAUGUGGUUAGAAACAAGUACAUUUUACAAUGGGGUGCUUUCAGUAUUUAUGUCAGCUGAUUUUAUUUGUUUUAAUUGAAUAAACUUUCUGUACAGAG